This is a messenger RNA of Moneuplotes crassus, 1368 nucleotides long. Lineage: Eukaryota; Ciliophora; Spirotrichea; Euplotida; Euplotidae. The record is from the annotation of a GenBank genome assembly.
CUAAAUUUAAAAAUGACUGAUAAAAUAGAAAAUCACGUUUUAAAGAAGUACGAGGUACUCCAGAAGGUAGGCCAGGGCGCCUACGGUGUUGUAUGGAAAGUAAUCGAUAAGAAGUCUAAGAAGAUAUGAGCACUUAAAUAAGGUAUUUGAUGCAUUCCAGAAUUCCACUGAUGCGCAGAGAACUUUUAGAGAGAUUGUAUUCCUACAAGAGCUAUAUGGGCAUGAGAAUAUAGUUAAACUUUUGAAUGUCAUUCGUGCGGAAAAUGAUAAGGAUAUUUACCUGGUUUUUGAUUUUAUGGAAACUGACCUCCACGCAGUUAUCAAAGCAAACAUUUUGGAAGAUGUACACAAGAGAUAUAUUAUUUACCAGGUUUUAAAAUGAUUGAAAUAUAUGCACUCGGCUGACCUUCUCCAUAGGGACCUCAAACCUAGUAAUAUUCUUCUGAAUGCUGAAUGCCAUGCUAAGGUAGCUGAUUUUGGACUGGCCAGAUCUGUUGCUCAAUGAGAGGAAGACAAAGAGCCAUUAUUGACUGAUUAUGUCGCUACUAGGUGGUUUAGAGCACCUGAGAUUCUAUUUGGCUCCCAUACCUACACGAAAGGAGUCGAUAUGUGGUCAGUAGGAUGAAUCUUAGCUGAGUUGAUGCUUGGCAAACCAAUGUUUCCUGGUGUUUCAACUUUGAAUCAGAUAGAAAGAGUUUUAAAAGUUACCGGGAUGCCAACACAAGAAGAGAUAGACUCGAUGAAUUCUCCACAUUGUACUAAGAUAUUUUCUACAAUCCCUCACAUUAAACAAGUUUCAUUAGAGAGUAUCUUCCCGUCUGCACCUGAAGAUUCAAUUGACUUGAUGAAUAAGCUACUAAAAUUUAACCCUUCUGAAAGACUCACUGUUGAAGAAUGUUUGGAGCAUCCUUAUGUUUCCCAAUUUCACGUAAUAGAGAAAGAACCUGUAUGUAAAUAAAGUGAUAACCAUCCCUAUUGAUGAUAACAAGAAACUGAAGAUUUAUACAGACAUUCAUCGGAGAAAGAAGGAGUUGAGGAAAAGAAAGAUGCUUCAAGAACAAGCUUACCUCAAAAAGAAGAAGGCAGCCAUGGGCUACUCAACUCAGUAUGGAGCAGGAGGAUUUUCUAAAUAAAGAAGCAUCAGGCUAUUCAAGGAAGGAAUCAAAUUAUUCUAAAAAGGAGUCCUCAAUGGGAUACUCCAAGAAGGAGUAUUCUUCCCAUCAUCCUAAGAAGAAGUACUCUUCAAGUAGUUACUCUCGCAAGGAAGGGAGUAUGGACCGUCGUUCCAGACCUUCAACAACUCAUGGAAAGAUGCAUGGUUCCUAUUACGGAUCUUCGAAAGGAGCAGCUGAAAAGAAAAAGUAUUAA